GCUGUGAGUGCUGCCUCUAGCACCCGUGCCAUAUGUUUGCCACCACUGGAAUAGAUAUUCCUAACCAGUGGACAAUUCAGCUGUUUGCUUGCACGGCACCAGCACAGGCACUUUCCAAAGUACUCACCUAGACAUGACUUUCUCCCAUGUGUCCAGAAGAAAACAACUCCCAAGUUGCAGCCAACAAACAGGAAGUAUAGUUACUUCGCUCUGUUCCCCUGUAUAUCAGUAAAACUUCCUGCCCUAUAGCCUUAUCUUGUCUACAAUACUGGAGGAAUGGAUAACCUUGAACGGUUGUUGAAUAGCAGACAACUGCUGUGAGAUAAGCUGUAGAUGGCAGGGAGAGGGAAACGAUCACAAUGUAUACACAAUAUAAUAGCACUUAUUUCAGGUUGCUGCUUCCAUUUUAACUCGGGGUGCUGUGAUUAAUGUGGCCGCUUAGGCCUCUAAACCGUUUUGAACCCGCGCCAAACCACCUUCAGAUCUGUGGCCAGGGCGGAGAGGUUUCUAGUAGGGCAACACUCGAAAGUCUUCGUUAAAAACAACCACUUAUGAAAUUUUUCGCCUCGACGAUAAGCCAGAGAGAAAGCGCUGUUUUAAAGAGGGAUGAAAUAUAGGGAGUGAGUCCAGAAGUGGGUAAGGUCCGCUCUAACUCGCGCGUGGAGAGGGAUUGUGCGGAGCAUGAAGUUUCACCUCCUUUUGCUCAAGCAGGCGGGCCGCCAAUCCCGCCUGGGGAACGGUGAUUUUUUUUUUUUCUCCUUAAAAAAAAGAAAAUUAUGCAAGCCGAUAGAUACUUCGACGCAGAGUCCGGCUCUCGUGUUUUAUGCAAAACGGGGAGCCGGUUGAUAACAGCCCUUCGCUGUAAUACGUCGAGGGUUCCUAGUUCCCGCCUCAUAGCAGCCAGCAAGGUGCCGGUGUGAAUCCGCCUGGGCUUUGGCGAUCCAGCGCCAGAGAACCAAGCUGCGGCGGCGCCAAGCGAGGAAAACUUUGCAAGAGGUGCCCAUUUCAAACUCGGCGCUGGAUCCGGGAGACCCCCGCGUCUCUGCAGGGCUGACCAAAAUGACUGAGUGACUCUCGGGGUCGCCGCCUUCUCCAGCUUCCCCCCGAUCCUCCAGGAAACCGCAGCUUUUCAGCCCCGCUAGGAAGGAAGGCGGCGUAGAGAGAAGAGCGCGGCUCGGUCAGGUACGGAGGAGUCCAACUGAGGAGCGAGCAGUCUGUACCCCAUACAUGUUUACGGAAUGUUUACCCUUGCAGAAGUUGCAUCUCUGAAUGACAUACAGCCAACUUACCGAAUUCUGAAACCAUGGUGGGAUGUAUUUAUGGAUUAUCUGGCAGUUGUAAUGCUCAUGGUUGCUAUUUUUGCUGGAACCAUGCAGUUGACCAAAGAUCAGGUGGUUUGUUUGCCUGUGUUACAGUCUGCUGUAAGUGCAAAAAUGCAACCCAGCCCCUUGGGAAGUGCCAAAGCUGCCAAUAUGCCAGAAUUCGAAACACCAGCUAUUCAAGACAAAGACAAACAGGCAACCAUGACUGUAUCUCUUGACACCACACCUGUCACUACGCCUGAUGUACGUAGAACUGCCUAUCCACCAUUACCCUCAACUGCUGCAAGUCAGGAAGUAAAGAAGGAGCAGAAAGAUUUUCUGGGCCGUAAGACCAACUUGGAUUAUCAGCAAUAUGUUUUCAUUAACCAGAUGUGUUAUCAUGUGGCUCUUCCUUGGUAUUCGAAAUACUUUCCUUACUUAGCUCUUAUACACACAAUUAUUUUAAUGGUCAGUAGCAAUUUUUGGUUUAAAUACCCAAAAACCUGCUCGAAAAUCGAGCAUUUUGUCUCUAUUUUAGGAAAAUGCUUUGAAUCCCCUUGGACUACAAAAGCAUUGUCUGAAACGGCGUGUGAAGACUCUGAGGAGAAUAAACAAAGACUAACUGGGGCCCAGUCCCUGCCAAAGCACGUAUCAACUAGUAGCGAUGAAGGAAGCCCAAAUGCUAGUACCCCCAUGAUCAACAAGACUGGUUUCAAGUUUUCAGCAGAAAAGCCAGUUAUUGAAGUCCCAGGUAUGACCAUUUUGGACAAAAAAGAUGGAGAGCAAGCCAAAGCACUCUUUGAAAAAGUACGAAAAUUCCGGGCUCACGUGGAGGACAGUGAUUUGAUUUAUAAGCUCUAUGUUGUUCAGACUGUCAUCAAAACUGUAAAGUUCAUAUUUAUUCUCUGCUACACAGCCAAUUUUGUCAAUGAAAUCAGUUUUGAGCAUAUCUGCAUGCCCAAAGUGGAACAUCUGACUGGCUACCAAGAAUUUGAAUGCACACACAAUAUGGCUUACAUGUUAAAAAAGUUGCUUAUCAGUUAUAUUUCUCUCAUCUGUGUCUAUGGUUUUGUCUGUCUGUACACUCUCUUCUGGUUGUUUCGGUUACCCCUGAAGGAGUACUCUUUUGAAAAAGUUAGAGAAGAGAGCAGUUUCAGCGAUAUUCCAGAUGUUAAGAACGAUUUUGCUUUUCUCUUACACAUGGUUGACCAGUAUGAUCAGCUUUACUCCAAGAGGUUUGGUGUAUUCCUGUCGGAGGUCAGCGAAAACAAACUGAGGGAAAUAAGUUUGAACCACGAAUGGACUUUCGAAAAAUUGAGGCAACACGUUUCCCGCAAUGCUCAGGAUAAGCAAGAAUUACAUCUUUUCAUGCUCUCGGGAGUCCCAGAUGCGGUUUUUGAUCUGACGGAUUUAGAUGUGUUAAAACUCGAGCUGAUUCCUGAAGCAAAAAUCCCCGCUAAAAUAUCCCAGAUGACUAACCUUCAAGAGCUACAUCUCUAUCAUUGCCCUGCAAAGGUGGAGCAGACAGCCUUCAGUUUUCUUCGUGACCACCUGAGAUGCUUGCAUGUGAAAUUUACUGAUGUUGCAGAGAUACCAGCUUGGGUCUACUUGCUUAAAAAUCUCCGAGAGUUGUAUUUAGUAGGCAACUUGAAUUCUGAAAACAAUAAAAUGAUAGGACUUGAAUCACUUAGAGAGUUAAGGCACCUUAAGAUUCUCUACGUGAAAAGCAAUUUGACCAAAAUUCCAUCUAAUAUCACAGAUGUAGCACCACAUUUAACCAAGCUGGUAAUUCAUAAUGAUGGUACCAAGCUUUUUGUACUGAAUAGCCUUAAGAAGAUGAUGAAUGUAGGAGAAUUAGAGCUGCAGAACUGUGAAUUGGAACGUAUUCCCCAUGCCAUUUUUAGUCUCACUAACUUGCAGGAACUAGAUCUAAAGUCAAAUAACAUACGCACAAUUGAAGAAGUCAUUAGCUUCCAACAUUUAAAAAGACUAACUUGUCUGAAAUUGUGGCACAACAAAAUAGUUAACAUUCCUUCUUCCAUUACUCAUGUUAAAAACUUGGAGUCACUUUAUCUCUCCAAUAAUAAACUCGAAUCCUUACCUGUUGCAGUAUUCAGUUUACAGAAACUCAGAUGCUUAGAUGUAAGCUACAACUCCAUUGCGGUGAUUCCUGUGGAAAUAGGGUUGCUUCAAAAUCUCCAGCACUUGCUUAUCACAGGAAAUAAAGUGGAUAUUUUGCCAAAACAGCUGUUUAAGUGCUCCAAGUUGAGAACUUUGAGUUUGGGACAAAAUUGCAUCACCUCAAUUCCAGAAAAAAUUGGUCAGCUGUUGCAACUAACUAAUUUGGAGCUGAAGGGGAACUGUUUAGACCGUCUACCAGCCACUUUGGGUCAGUGUCGGCUUCUCAGGAAAAGUGGACUAAUUGUAGAAGAUCAUCUUUUUGAUACGUUGCCCUCAGAAGUUAAAGAAGCAUUGAAUCAAGAUACAAGCAUUCCCUUUGCUAAUGGGAUUUAAACAGAGCUCGAACCUGGUGACCAAUAUAGAUCAUAAUUAAAGAGCACACUAAUAAAAUGUUGUGUUGAGAAUUUUGGAACUCUUUCUUUUUAUAAGAAAGGACUGUUAAGGCUGGCAGAUCUCCUUUGGUGUUUGUAGUAUUUUUAAACAUCACUUCCAGAAUUUUUGGAGAGCAAAGAAGAAGGGGUGGGUAAUCCUUAAAAACAAUCUUGAUUUUUGUUUCCCUUAUAAGAUGUUUGUAACAUGGAUGCUGCCGCUUUUGAAUGUUUACAAAUUGCUUGCCUGCUUAAUGUACAUGAUUAAAUUGGUGACCUUUUCUUACUAUAAAUAAUUUUAAAUGGC
This is a messenger RNA of Crotalus tigris (Tiger rattlesnake), 4157 nucleotides long. It is a transcript of the gene LRRC8D, whose product is annotated as leucine rich repeat containing 8 VRAC subunit D. The record is from RefSeq and is a predicted model, not a curated record. The transcript is spliced from 3 exons. Gene Ontology annotation, molecular function: protein binding. Lineage: Eukaryota; Metazoa; Chordata; Lepidosauria; Squamata; Viperidae. Bases 1239 to 3815 code for a protein of 858 amino acids.